UUCUUGAGCAAAUUCCAUUCCGAGCUGAAAUCCUCUUGGAGGGGUCUUCUUCAAGUUCUUGAAAGGACAAGAAACUGAAUGCUUCAAACAACCUUAAGUAAGCGACCCAAUUGCUCGGGCGGGAAACAAGCUUGCGGAAGCUACGAAUGUGCUAUCACAAGCUCGAACAAUGACGAUGAAUUAACUUCUCCAUUUAACCCCCCUCUGAGAGGGUAUCCUCGAACCUACAUAUUCUACUUUUCUUUAUAAAAUGGACCACCUCUACAAUUCGAAGGCCGGUCCUUCCGCGCAACCAGAAUGGCCCCGCGAAGUUCCCAGGUGGCGAAGAAAUCUUGGAGCUCUGGGAAGAAUUAUUGCUGUUGUUGCAGCUUUGGUACUUGCAUAUGCGGCUUUUGUGCAUACGAGACUGGAUAGGCAGAGAUAUAGCUGGUUUUUGGAUUUGGAUGAUAGCUAUGGAGCUCAAAAUGGGGAGCACGCGACCUCGAAGGGAAGUCAGUACCUACUUGGUGUGGGCAAGGCAGAUAUCACUGGACCCGUUGUGGAAAUCAACAUGAUGGGAUACGCAGAUACGAAACAACUCGGUUCAGGCUUAAGACAACGAUUAUAUUCGCGAGCUUUCAUUGUUGGAGAUGUAAAGCGUCCCGAGGAUAGAUUCGUAUAUCUCGUUCUGGACACGCAAUCUGGAGAUACUGCCGUGCGAUAUGGUAUACUCAAUGGCUUGAAAGAAUUGGGCUCAGAUUAUGAUGUCUACGGACAGCACAAUGUUGCCGUAACUGGCACACAUUCACAUUCUGGCCCUGGAGCUUGGUUGAACUACCUUCUGCCUCAGAUCACCAGCAAGGGGUUUGAUAAGCAAAGCUACAGAGCCAUAGUUGAUGGUGCCAUCCUGUCUAUACGACGAGCUCACAUGAGCCUGCAGCCUGGGUAUCUGACUGCUGGUACUACCAAAGUUUUUGGUGCAAAUAUAAACCGCAGUCUGUACGCCUACCUUGAGAACCCAGAAUCUGAAAGAGUAAAAUACAACGAGAGUAUUGAAGACGAUGGAUCAGUUGAGAAAACUUUGACGCUUCUCAAGUUCCAGCGAGCCUCAGAUGGCAAAAGUACUGGUGUCUUGACUUGGUUUCCAACCCAUGGAACUUCCAUGUUGGGGAACAACACUCUUAUCUCUGGAGAUAACAAAGGAGUGGCUGCGGAUCUUUUCGAGAAGAGUUUUUCGGCAGAAGACAAUGUUGCGGACGACUUCGUGGCUGGUUUUUCGCAAGCUAGUGUUGGAGAUACCAGUCCAAAUGUCCUUGGAGCCUGGUGUGAAGAUGGAUCUGGGGAUCAAUGCACCUUCGAAAACAGCACAUGCAGUGACGGUAAGAGCCAACACUGCCAUGCUAGAGGUCCAUUCUUCAGAGUCAAAGACAACGGUGCUUCUUCUUGCUUUGAAAUAGGUAGGAGGCAAUUCGAGCCUGCCAGAUCUUUGUACGACACCAUUGGGACUGUUGGCGUUCCCAUCACAGGACCCACGGUCAAGUCGUUCCAUACAUUCCAAGACAUGUCGAACUUCAGCUUCCCUCUCGCAAAUGGAAGCUAUGUCCAGACCUGCCCAGCUGCCCUAGGGUAUUCCUUUGCUGCUGGAACAUCAGAUGGCCCGGGUGCAUUUGACUUCACACAGAACGAUCCUAACGCACCUAAUGCUUCUCCAGUUUGGCGAGUCGUUUCUGGUGCCAUCAAGGAACCUACCGAGGAACAAAAGCGAUGCCACUUCCCAAAGCCAAUUCUGCUGGAUGUUGGCGAAAUCAGCACACCAUACUUGUGGACACCGAAUGUUGUAGAUGUGCAAGUAUUUCGAGCUGGCCAAUUCAUGAUCAUAGUCAGUCCUGGCGAAGCUACCACUAUGGCUGGACGCCGCUGGAAGAAAGCAAUCCACGAUUCGGCUGCUGCUCAGGCACUGUCUGGGUCAGCUUCUGCUGAGCCUAUUGUUGUCCUUGGUGGGCCUGCGAACAGCUACACUCAUUACAUAUCCACACCGGAAGAGUAUGGUAUCCAGAGAUAUGAGGGCGCCUCUACGCUCUAUGGUCAAUUUACCUUGAACGCGUAUAUCAACCUCACCCUUACCUAUCUUCACUACCUCAGCGCUUCGUCAACUUCUCAACCAGAGCCUGGCCCAUCACCUCCUGACAAUGUCAACAGAUCAUUGUCGUUCAUCACAGGAGUUGUAUAUGAUGGCGCACCACUAUUCAAGGACUUUGGAGAUGUGAAGACAGAUGUCAAACCCGCUUACUCGAUUGGAGACAUUGUCUCAGCGACUUUUGUAGGAGCCAAUCCUCGCAACAAUCUUCGGCUUGAGCAAACAUAUGCAGCUGUAGAAAAACUAGAUGGCGAAUUUGGCAGGUGGACGAGAGUGCGAGAUGAUAGCGAUUGGUCUCUGAUCUUCAACUGGAAGAAAACGAGUGAAAUUCUCGGUACAAGCGAGGUUGAAAUUGUAUGGGAAACAGAAAGCUGGGCUGAGCCUGGGCAGUAUCGUAUAAAGUACUACGGCGAUCAUAAGUCUGUAGGAAAGCCAAUAAUGUGGUUUGAAGGUCUCAGUGGGGAGUUUGUUUUGACAUGAUUCACGUCUGUAAGAAUGAAGUUAUGAGAAUGGAUACCCAUUAUUUUUUGCUGUCUCUCAUACAUGAAUCUACUCUACUCGGGAAUCUGGAU
This is a messenger RNA of Mollisia scopiformis, 2688 nucleotides long. RefSeq names its product neutral/alkaline nonlysosomal ceramidase-like protein. Gene Ontology annotation, molecular function: N-acylsphingosine amidohydrolase activity. The transcript is spliced from 2 exons. The record is from RefSeq and is a predicted model, not a curated record. Gene Ontology annotation, cellular component: extracellular region. Lineage: Eukaryota; Fungi; Ascomycota; Leotiomycetes; Helotiales; Mollisiaceae. The coding region runs from base 251 to 2596 and encodes 781 amino acids. Gene Ontology annotation, biological process: long-chain fatty acid biosynthetic process; sphingosine biosynthetic process; ceramide catabolic process.